Molecule: messenger RNA, 2253 nt
Organism: Umbelopsis ramanniana AG
Lineage: Eukaryota; Fungi; Mucoromycota; Umbelopsidomycetes; Umbelopsidales; Umbelopsidaceae
Exons: 11
Coding region: 201-2087 (628 amino acids)
Biological process (GO): protein ubiquitination; positive regulation of proteasomal ubiquitin-dependent protein catabolic process
Cellular component (GO): cullin-RING ubiquitin ligase complex; nucleus
Molecular function (GO): ubiquitin-like ligase-substrate adaptor activity; ubiquitin protein ligase binding
Source: RefSeq, a predicted model, not a curated record
CACAGCAUAUGGACAAUCAGUUGGUCUGGUGGAAAUUUCGCCCAGUAUUUUCUUUCCACAGUAUCACUCACUCCAGUACAGUUCAACCAGCUGCAUAAAAAACUGUAGCUGUUGGCAACUCAUUCCAGAGACAUACGUCUUCCCUUCCACAUAUACUCCUUCUUUUACUUCAUCUGCAUUGCUUGCCAAAAACAAAUUGCAUGGCCUCCCGCCCACGCAAGGAUCAGAUCCUCUUCCACACAUUACGCCAAAGAGAGAUUGGUGGCAAAGGUCGAGGUAUUCAAUCGGCCACCAUCCUCACUCGACAACUCUACUCUGCAAUUACUCCCAAUGAAACGUUAUACAAAGUCGAGUUGCCUGGCGGGUUUCUUCCAAGGCGAUUCACUCCUGAUGGCAAGCUGUUAAUCGGAUAUACCCGUCAAGGAGAUGGUAUUCGAGUGUACACUUUUCGUUAUCCAGGUAAACCGUUGACAGAACCGCCAUCGGAGAUCAAUACUAGUCAGGACGAUUGGCAACUCAAAUUGGAGGAUGACAUUUUCAGCCGUUACUUCAAAUUCUUAUACCAUAGCGAAAUCAUUCAAGAACCACGACACAGUUUAUGCAAAGAAUUCUGUCUUGUUUCCUCUGAUCACCAAUAUAUGAUCCUGGCGUCUUCUGCUCCGUCUAGGUGCACACCAGGAGAAUCCCGACAAUACCUAUGUAGCCUGAGUAGUAUAUCCGCCUUGAUGGACACGAUAUUCUAUUCGGUCGAUAUUCAAACUGGGCAGGUGGUCGAUACACUGUGUUUUCAAAACGAUUAUAUUUUAUUACCUCAACAUGCAGGUGUCAGCCUUUUUCAAAAUAUCUUUGCUGUCAUGUCGGUGCAGAACCAGACAAUUCAUUUAUUCCAAAUCAUGGGAACCGGCUGUUUGAGGAAACUGCGCUCAAUUGGAUGGUUCAAUAAUGAAGACGAAGAAUCUUUACUUCGACAGCAUAUUGCCAAGGAAACAGCGUUUCGUGAGAACCAAGAAAGCGCCAUGAAAAUGUACGAGCAUCAUGGACUCAAGCGAACUGCAUCUGUGGCCGAUCUUGACCAGCCACCACGAGAGAGUCACACUAUGCCGUAUCUUCUGCCUCAUCGAGCACCAUCUCCCUCCAAUACCCAUUCUCCUAGAUCGACGGUGUCAAACGACGCUCUUCCUGUACAUGAACUAGAAGAUACGUCUUUAGAGCUUCCAGAACCCACAAAUGCUGAUACGGAGGAUGAAUGCGAACAAAAAUAUGAGGAGGAUCCAAGGUUGAUCAGUGGAUUUAGGCAAAAGUUCAUGGUAUACAUGUUUCGCCAGGCCGCCAAUGCCAAAGACAGUGGAGUGAGCUUAAGGCAUUUUUAUUGCAACUUUGAUGCUUUCGCGCAAAUGAAGCUAUGGCGAAUCCAAUUGCUAAGUGGGAAUAAGAUUUUGAUCAAAUUAAACAUCGUAACUCAGACAUCUAGCCGACAAACGGAGGCAUCUAUUCAGCUGGCCGUCUAUGUCGUAUACAACAUAGCCACCGCUGAAGUAGAAACUGUGUUUGACAACUCUAGUACUUCUGUGCUGGAGUUUUACGAAGAGCAUGCUGAUAUUCUACGUGGUGUGCCGCAUGACGGUAUCACUUGGCAUGGAUCUACAUAUACCAACAGUGAGCUUACCAAGGAUGCAUUGAAGAGACACAUUUAUGUAUGGCGUUAUGCAAAGAAUGGAGGGCGAGGCGAGGCAAUGCGUCGUCUAGCUCUCAGCUUUCCUCAAUGUCCUCAAUCUUAUUUGGAAUGUCCGUAUUUUGACCAGUCAAUGUUUAGCUUUGAUGACAAGUUUGUUUCAUCAUUGGAUGGUCCAAAGUCUUCGCUAGGAUCUCCUAUCAAGUUCUACGCCCGUAAAAGCGGAAGAAUGAAAUUCAAGCUAGACCCUAAUCCAAUGCCAUUUUUGACUCGACGCGACUCAUCUACGGCAAGGCGCUUCACAACGUUUAUACCUCAUCCUACGCUUCCCUUCAUUAUAUCCAAGCAGCAUGUUAUGAUGCGACCCACCAUUGUAAAUUUCCAUGUAUACAGCGAAAGACUUUGUAAUAUAUAAUAUCAACGUUGUCCACGAAGACCCAAGUAUGGGUGCGCCACAAAAGAUCCCUUCUCACGCCGUACGGUCGGACCCACUUAUUCGGAUUCUGUGUAUGAAUAGAGUGAGAAACCGUAGAGGACAGGAUGGGUGCAGCAGCGAUAGAAUGAAGUGGAAGGUGAUAGCA